GGAAACUUGAGGUUUAUGGUUUCGGGACUUCCCUGCCCUGGAGUAAAUCUCUGCGUGUUCCUGGCUCUCCCAACAUCAGCCGUGGCAGUUGUGAGAAGGCCUCUUGCCCAGCCCCACCGAGACCUCACGCCUCAUUUGCCUGAGGUUCAGCUUUUCCCCCAGAUGCAAAUGCCGUCUGCUCCGGUUCCAGCAAGAGUGCUGCUGCUGAGAUGGAGGCCCUGCUCCCUGGUCUCUCCCUGCUUCUGAUCCUCCUGGCAGCAGGGUGGGGACACGGGGCGGGUGCAGCCUGGGCAACGUCUCCUGGUGGCUGCAAGCUCAUGCAGAGCACGGUGGACUGCAGUGGCAGGUGGCUGAGCUGUGUCCCAGGAGACCUUCGAGGUGAUGCUGAGGAGCUGUUGCUUGAUGACAACACUAUCCAGGUUCUGGGCAAUGCUUCUCUGCUCUCACAUCACCAGCUGCGACACCUCAGCUUGACCAAGAACCGGCUGGAGCUCAUUGAGCCCGGAGCCUUCCUCAGCAGCCAAGGCCUCCACGUCCUCUCCUUGGCAGACAACCUCCUCUUCACCAACUACUCGCUGACAGCAGCUGCUCUUUCUGCUCUGCCAGCCUUGAGGAUGCUGGAUCUAGCUGGAAACCGCCUCACUGAGGAUAUGGUGUCAGUUUUGGUCCAAAACCUGUCUUCCUUGGAGUCCCUGUCAGUGGCCAGGAACAUCAUCAUGAGGCUGGACUCCUCCAUCUUCAUUAACCUGACACAGCUGUUGGAGCUGAACCUGGAAAAGAACUACAUCUUUGAGAUUGACCAAGCUUUUGAAGGGCUGCAGAAGCUGCAGAGGCUCAAUGUCGCUUACAACUACCUCCCGUGCGUGGUGGAGUUUGGCCUGACCCAGCUCCGGGUGCUCAACCUCAGCCACAAUGUCAUCGAGUGGUUUCUGGCCCUGGAAAUCGAUGACCUCUUUGAGUUGGAGGUGUUGGACCUGUCCCACAACCACCUCCUCUUCUUCCCCGUGUUGCCCCGGCAGAGCAGGCUGCGCUCCUUGCUGCUGCAGGACAACCAGGUGAGCUUCUACCAGCGCCUGCCCAACGGCACCUCCCUGGCCGACGUCACGGUGCAGUUCCUGCUGGUUGAUGGCAACUCCACCAACAUCACCACAGUCAGUCUCUGGGAUGAGAUCUGCCACAGCAACCUCUCCUCCCUGCGCCUCCUGGACAUGAGCCAGAACCAGGUCUGGUACCUGCCAGAGGGUUUCCUGGCCCGGAUGCCUUCCCUGACCCACUUGAAGCUCAACCAGAACUGCCUGGAGACGUUCCACCUGUCAGAGGAAGACCCCUUGGCCAUGCUGAUGGAGCUGGACCUCAGCCAGAACCAGCUGGCAGAGCUGGGGGCAGAGGUGGGUACCAGGGACAUCCUGCCCAACCUGCAGCUCUUCAACCUCAGCACCAACAGGCUGCAGGUGCUUCCUCCUGGGGUUUUCACCUACACCAGGAAGAUCACUACUGUGGACCUCAGCCACAACCGGGUUGACCUCUGUCCCCAGCCAGCUGUCACAGGUGAGGUGGAGAGUCCUCUCUGUGUGGACAUCAGGGGUGUCCAGACCUUGACUCACCUCUCCCUGGCAGGCUGUGGUCUGCAGGGACUGGGUGGCCACCCCUUCCAGGGGACAUCCCUGACGCAUUUGGACCUCUCCCACAACCACCACGCGCUGUCUGGAGACCUGGAGUGGCUGCAGGACCUCGCUUUGACACUGCAGGUGUUGUCCCUGAGGAACACCAGCCUCUCCUCCACCCCCGUGGACUUCUCUGCCUUUAACAGCCUAGUGCACCUGGACCUCUCGGGCAACUCCUUGACCAUCUUCCCCACCUCCCUCAGCAUCCUGAAGCUGCACAGCCUGGACCUGCGGGACAACCUCCUCCCGGCUCUGCCACCGGACGUGGCAAGGACGCUGCUGGCAAGGAGCCUGCAGCAGGUCUACCUCAGCCAAAACCCCUACAACUGCUGCACUCUGGGCUGGUGGGAUGCCCUGCAGGAGGUGGAGGGGCUGCGUGUCCCCGACGGGCAGGAGGUGACCUGCAGCUUCUCCUCACGCACGCUCAGUCCCCGGGCGCUGCCCGGCGCCGUCCUGCGGAGCUGCCGCUGGCGCACGGCCGACCUGGCCCUCCUCUACCUGGUGCUGGCCCUGCCCACCUGCCUCACCCUCCUGGUGGCCUUCGUCGUGGUCUUCCUCAUGCUGAAGGAGAAGCUGCUGAAGAUGGUGAAAAGCAGGUGUGGGGUGUCCAGCCCUCGCUGAGGGACAAGAGGAAGGGUGAAUGCCACCGGUUGUCGGGAGCGCAGGUGAUGAUCCCCCUGAGGUGGGUGAGCUGGUGGUUUGCUGGGCUGGGAGAGCUGCUCUUCCUGCCACCGACGCCCUGAGGGUGCCCCAGGGGUGCAGUGGCUGGGGAUGGAGCCUGGAGCCGUGCUGGCCAUCCCUAAGGGACACAUCUUGAGCAGAAACCUUCAGCUGAUGUCGAGGAAGGACGUGACGCUGAACAACCUCUGGGCCAAAGGGACAUGAACAGUUGCCCCCCAGUGCUGGGUGGUUUUUUUGCCCCCAUUCAGGCAGUUCCUUUUAUUUAUUCACCCCAAUUCUCUGCUGCAAAACAUCCUCCAGCUCUGCAAGCAGCCUCCAUGGGCUGGGCUGGAGCAGGCACUGCCUGGGCACUGUGGAGAAGGUCUCCAUGGCUGCAGCUUCCUGGGCUGCUCUGGCCAGCAUCAGCAAACUGGCAGGCAGCCCUGGGUCUGCUGCUGAGAAGACAGGCACUGUCAGCAGGGCUGGGAAACACAUCCUGGGGUGAAGUUGCUUGGUGGAGUCAUGCUCCUGGCUAGAAGAACCCAUUCAAAAGGACCCAAGUUGCAACGGUGUCAAAUACUGACUCAAGACAGGAGGAUCAGUUAUCUUGGAGGUCGUGUUUGCUCAUCAAGUCCUUUCCCUCCAGCAGCUGCUGGAUUAAAGAGGUGUGAAGGAG
Molecule: messenger RNA, 3000 nt
Organism: Apus apus (common swift)
Lineage: Eukaryota; Metazoa; Chordata; Aves; Apodiformes; Apodidae
Gene: NRROS
Product: negative regulator of reactive oxygen species
Exons: 4
Coding region: 210-2285 (691 amino acids)
Molecular function (GO): protein binding
Source: RefSeq, a predicted model, not a curated record